UUUGAUUUAUAGUAGUACCGAGGAGAAAUAACUACGGUCCUCGGUGAUAGUAGCGAACAAUGAUAUAAUACUGAAGCAAUGAAUGCAUCGAUCUGAUCAAAAAGCUUGGAUCGUUCUCUCCCUGAUUCGUUUUCGAUCUAACAUGAAAAUCGUCAGGGAAACUCGAUGGGACAGCGUUUAGCGUUGUUCGAAAAUGGAGUGACGCAGUUAAUAGCGGGUCAGUGUGUCAGAGAGGGAGCGAGACGUCGUCACAAAAGGGCACCGCGUUGCCUCCUGUGACGUGACGUCGCAGUGGGGUGAAAAGUGGAGUGAAGAGCAAGGGAAGACGGGAAACGCUGCCCGAGGAGGGUGACUCGAGCACUUCCAAUCGAGUUUCCUCCUGUCAGUGGUUGCUGGUCGCCGUUGACGAGGACCUAUGGUGGCGUGACAGCAUCCCGCAUGAAAACGUUGAAUAGGUUGGCCGAACAAUCUCAGAUAUGGCGAACCAAUGACUCGAUUAGACACAAAUUUUGUUGAAUCGUUUCGCGUUUACUCUUUUCUCGGUUCAUUAAUCGUUUAAGAAGUGAACAAGUAAAAUAGAAUGACUAACACGUGAAAUUAAAGGUCUCACUGUGUUGUUCACUUCUUGAACCAAGUCAUUAUUGACAAAAAAAAAGAAACUGGGUAAUUAUAACUUUUUUAACAAUCGUUGCCAAUGUUUGACAAUGGUAAAUUUUUACGAUCGGAUUCUCGAUCGCAGAAAGGAACUCUCUCCUAGACGUAACAAAGAGGAAAUGUUGAAUUGGUCGCGCGUUGUCUCGGCCGGGGGAAACGGCAUUUAAGGUAAAAGCGAACGUGAAUAGAAGGGAGCCCGGGGGCAGCGGGGAAGCGGGGGGUUGAAUUGAUCGCGGUGCUGACAAAGUGAGCUCGCGACUACGAAAUUUCCCAAUUGAAUCAGUGCCCUCGACCCUUUUCACCCGUUCGAACCUCGCUGCUAAUUGCAAGGCCUUGACAAUGCACCGCGAUUGACGGAUCGAUACGACGCGGACCGUCGACGCGACGAAUUUUCGAUUCUUUAUUGUACAAUUAGUUGGACGAAACACAAUUACUUUGUAGAUGAUGUCCGAAAUUUUGUUCGAAACGAAUUUUUCGUGUCGUCUGUGUUGGAACAAAACUGGUUUAACCAAGGAUAGAAAUCACAGUACAAAGGUCACGGCCGUGACGAAGUAAUAAUAACUACUUGAACGAGAAAUAUCGUUUGACUUUAUCUAUAAUCUGUUCAAAUUCCAAAAACGUUUAGAGAAUAAAUAGCCAGAGUCCGUAUCUGCACCGCCGCGACUCAUUAACAUGUGUAUGAUACAUGUACGAGACGCAGAAGUCUCAGGCAUUUCGUGAGUCCGCUGUACAUAGUCGUGCAGUUGAAGAUAGUAAAUAGUGUCAGUGACAAGUUGUACAGAAAAAACCGAGAAUGUCUAAAGUCAUUUUUGUUCUGCUCGCCCUUAUGGCUAUUUUCUGCAGCUCGCUCGGACGGCUACCGUGCGGACUGAACGAGGAGUACAAGACCUGUGGAGUCUACUGUGAACCUACUUGCUACGAGCCACGUCCGCUCAAAUGCAUCACCGGAUGUAAAAUUACCUGUCAGUGCGAGACCGGAUACUUGAGGAACGGCGACGGAAUCUGCAUUACGCCGGAAAAUUGUUAGAAUUCGCAAGAAUACAACUUCAUUCAUUCGUCUGUGACUGCUUUCAUUUGUGAUUUGGCUCUCUCAAUGUUUAAUUAAAAGUGCAGUCUUAAUAAAUUGUUUUUAUCAUCGAAA
Messenger RNA from Ceratina calcarata, 1795 nucleotides. Its product is annotated as chymotrypsin inhibitor-like. The coding region runs from base 1448 to 1681 and encodes 77 amino acids. The record is from RefSeq and is a predicted model, not a curated record. The transcript has 3 exons. NCBI's taxonomy places the organism in Eukaryota, Metazoa, Arthropoda, Insecta, Hymenoptera, Apidae.